AUGUUUCUGAUGAAAUAUUACAAGAACUACUCAAAAGUCCUAAUGAAUUACCUGAUAGAUACAAUCUUAAACAAUUUCUUAAAGAUCCACCAAAUGUCAAAAUACCACUUAUCUAUUCCCUCUUUAAUUCAAUUCCUACAGUUGGUCCCUUCAAAAUAAAUGAAACUGAACGUGAUCAAUAUUUUUCCCCUGAUAAUUUCAAAAGUUGCACAUCUUUUUUUGUAGAUUUGUUAUCUGGUAUAAUUAUUCUUCACAAAACUGGUGAAACUGUAGACUCAUACCACAGCUUCUGGGAUGAUGUGAUUAAAAAGUCCUUUGAAAUAUUUGGCAUAAACUUGAA
Entrophospora candida is the source of this 340-nucleotide messenger RNA. NCBI's taxonomy places the organism in Eukaryota, Fungi, Glomeromycota, Glomeromycetes, Entrophosporales, Entrophosporaceae. The record is from the annotation of a GenBank genome assembly.